Messenger RNA from Equus quagga, 2609 nucleotides. RefSeq names its product protocadherin gamma-A3-like. Gene Ontology annotation, molecular function: calcium ion binding. Gene Ontology annotation, cellular component: plasma membrane. The record is from RefSeq and is a predicted model, not a curated record. The transcript has 2 exons. Bases 130 to 2568 code for a protein of 812 amino acids. Gene Ontology annotation, biological process: homophilic cell-cell adhesion. Lineage: Eukaryota; Metazoa; Chordata; Mammalia; Perissodactyla; Equidae.
CUCUCAGUCAACCUGCUCUGUGACCUAUGAAUUAGGCCCAUGAAAUGUUAGUUCCUUGAGAAAAGAAGAUUGGAGUCCGUCGUGGUAAAUUGGAACCGAAUGCAGAGAAAAUAAUUCACCAAAAAGGAUAUGACCAAUUACCUGAGAUUCAGAACCGGCGGUGGACUGGCCCUGCUGUGCGCGCUUCUGGGGACGCUGUGCAAGACCGGGUCUGGGCAGAUCCGCUACUCGGUCCCGGAGGAGCUGGACAAAGGCUCCUUCGUAGGCAACAUCGCCAAGGACCUGGGGCUGGAGCCCUGGGAGCUGGCGGAGCGCGGAGUCCGCAUCGUCUCCAGAGGUAGGACGCAACUCUUUGCUCUGAAUCAGAGAAGCGGCAGCUUGAUCACCGCCGGCAGGGUAGACCGAGAGGAGCUCUGCGCUCAGAGCACACGGUGUCUAGUAAAAUUUAACAUCCUGGUUGAAGACAAAUUGAAAAUUUUUGAUGUAGAAAUAGAAAUUAAAGAUAUUAAUGAUAAUGCCCCUGAUUUUGUAACAGAGGAAUUGGAAAUAAAAAUUGGUGAAUUAACAGCUCCUGGAACUCAGUUUCCACUUAAGACUGCAUUUGACCCAGAUGUGGGCGUCAACUCUCUGCAGAACUACGAGCUCAGCACCAAUGACUACUUCUCCCUGGCUGUGAAUAGCCUCUCUGAUGGUGCCAAGUACCCAGAGCUGGUGCUGGAGCGUGCUUUGGACCGUGAGGAAAAGAAAGUUCACCAGCUUAUCCUCAUUGCUUCUGAUGGUGGCGACCCUGCCCGCUCUGGCAGCUUGUGCAUCCAAGUGGUAGUUCUGGAUGCAAAUGACAACCCACCAGUAUUUACUCAGCCCGAGUAUCGAGUAAGCGUUCAAGAGAACUUGCCGGUGGGCACCUGGCUGCUCACGGUGAAUGCCACUGACCCUGAUGAGGGAUUCAAUUCUCAAGUGUCCUAUAUACUAGAUAAAAUGCCUGGGAAGAUUGCUCAGAUUUUUCAUCUCAACUCAGUCACUGGAGAUAUAUCAAUAUUAAAAAGUCUAGAUUAUGAGGAUGCUAUGUUCUAUGAAAUUAAAAUUGAAGCACAAGAUGGACCAGGUCUCCUUUCAAGAGCUAAGAUUCUAGUCACAGUUCUGGAUAUGAAUGACAACGCCCCAGAAGUUACAAUCACUUCUCUCAUAAGAUCAGUCCCUGAAGAGGCUACUGCUGGAAGAGAAAUUGCCCUUAUCAAUGUGCAUGACCGGGAUUCUGGGCAAAAUGGGCAAGUCACAGUUUUCAUUCUUGGAAAUAUGCCCUUUAAUUUAGAAAAAUCAAUAGACCAAUAUUACCGCUUAGUGACAGCCAGAUCCCUGGACCGUGAAAAAGUGUCUGAGUAUAACAUCACUCUGAGGGCAACAGAUGGAGGAAGUCCACCGCUGUCCACCGACACUCACAUCACCCUGUAUGUGGCAGAUAUCAAUGACAACCCACCUACUUUCACUCAUGACUCCUAUUCGGCCUACAUUCCUGAAAACAACCCCAGGGGAGCCGUCAUCUUCUCUGUUACAGCCCAGGACCCUGACAGCAUCGAGAAUGCCCACAUCACUUAUGCACUGACUGAGGACACCAUCCAGGGGGCACCUCUCUCCACCUACGUCUCCAUCAACUCCGACACUGGCGUCCUGUAUGCGCUGUGCUCCUUUGACUUUGAGCAGGUUAGAGACCUGUGGCUACUAGUGACAGCCAGUGAUAGCGGGAACCCUCAGCUCAGCAGCAACGUGUCCGUGAGCCUGUUUGUACUGGACCAGAAUGAUAACAUGCCUGAAAUCCUGUACCCUGCUCUCCCUACUGAUGGUUCCACUGGUAUGGAACUGGCGCCCCGCUCCGCAGAGCCUGGCUACCUGGUGACCAAGGUGGUGGCAGUGGACAGAGACUCAGGCCAGAACGCCUGGCUGUCCUACCACCUGCUCAAGGCCAGUGAGCCAGGGCUCUUCACGGUGGGGCUGCACACGGGCGAAGUGCGCACGGCGCGGGCCCUUCUGGACAGAGACGCACUCAAGCAGAGCCUGGUGGUGGCAGUCCAGGACCAUGGCCAGCCCCCUCUCUCAGCCACUAUCACGCUCACCGUGGCCGUGGCUGACAGCAUCCCAGAUGUUCUGGCCGACCUGGACAGUUUUAGCCCCUCUGCCAACCCAGAGGAUUCAGACCUCACACUGUACCUGGUGGUAGCUGUGGCUGUGGUCUCCUGUGUCUUCCUCGCCUUUGUCAUCAUACUGUUGGCACUGAGACUUCGGCACUGGCAUAGGUCCCGCCUGCUCCAGGCUUCGAGAGGUGUGUUGCCGGGCAUGCCAGUCUCUCACUUUGUGGGCAUGGACGGGGUGCAGGCUUUCCUGCAGACCUAUUCCCACAAGGUCUCCCUCACCUCGGACUCGAGGGAGACUCAUCUGAUCUUCCCCCAGCCCAACUACGCGGACACGCUCAUCAGCCAGGAGAGCUGUGAGAAAAGCGAGCCUCUCCUGGUAUCUGAAGAUUUACUUGAAACAACAGGAGACCCCAAGCUACUUCAGAGACUAUAUCUUUGAAAAGUAUUACUGAAUUGAUAAAAUGGAGAGAGUUGAAAUAC